GGCGUAAUUUUCGGUAUAUAAAGUUUAGCGGCUGCAAACUUCUCUAAUAAUAGUUCUCAGCUGUAGCGAGGCAUCCUCAAAAACCGGCUCCUCCUCUCCGACUGCUAUUUCAAAAGUCGCAAUCAUGAACUUCUUUCAAUUCCUCAUGAAGAAGAAAGAACUUAUUCCUUUGAUCGCAUUUGUAAGUAUUGCUGGAAGUGGAGCAGCCUAUAUGGCCACGUACUCCUUUUUCAAAAGUGAUGUGAUUGUUAACAGAUGGCAAAAUCCAGAACCUUGGGAAAAUGUGAAUCCUAGCAAGCCUCAAAAGCUUGUCACAAUUAACCAAAGAUGGGAACCUGUUGAAGAGCUGCAGGCUAUCAAAAAGUUGACCAAAUGAAGAGUUUCCUUCUAAAUCACACACUGAAUCUAAUGGAAACAUUUCUGCACAAACUAGACUAUUGAAACCAGUGUGCAAAAUUGCUUCUGCUACAUUUUUAGGAAUACAUAGGAAAUUUCCAUUUUGCCCCAAAAGUGGCAAGCUUGGCAAUAUCUGUAGUCGGUCCAAAAAAAUUCUCAUAUUUGCUGUAUUGGAAAGGUGACAAUCUAAAAUGCUGCUCUACAAUUUGAAUUUUCAUAUUCUAAAUAAGAACUUUUUGAAAUGUAAAGAUUAUUACAUACAUUCUUAUAGAGCUAUUCUUAACUUUAUUUUGGGGAUCUUUGAUUUUGUUGGGGUGUGUACAGACAUACUUUAGAGAUUGGUUCAGAAGUUCCAGACCACUGCAAUAAAAGCAAAUAUCUCAAAGCAAGUCACAUAAAUUUUUUUAGUUUUUUCAGUGUGUGCAAAUUUUUUUUUAAGAUGACCAUAACGGCUAUAAUAAUGAAAAAAGUUUGAAAUAAUGCUAAAAUUACUAUGACACAGGCACCUUCCCAGCUUCUAGAUGACAUUGCC
Molecule: messenger RNA, 928 nt
Organism: Sarcophilus harrisii (Tasmanian devil)
Lineage: Eukaryota; Metazoa; Chordata; Mammalia; Dasyuromorphia; Dasyuridae
Product: normal mucosa of esophagus-specific gene 1 protein
Exons: 5
Coding region: 125-376 (83 amino acids)
Source: RefSeq, a predicted model, not a curated record